Guillardia theta CCMP2712 is the source of this 945-nucleotide messenger RNA. RefSeq lists its product as hypothetical. The record is from RefSeq and is a predicted model, not a curated record. Lineage: Eukaryota; Cryptophyceae; Pyrenomonadales; Geminigeraceae. Bases 1 to 945 code for a protein of 314 amino acids. The transcript has 9 exons.
AUGUCAUAUCAAGCGCCGAAGCUCGGCUCGGCUGUGUACCAGAAGCUUUACUCAACCGCAGCAAGAUAUCAAUCUAAGACAGCUGACUCGACGUCUCGGCUAGCAGCUAGGGGACAGCAUCCAAUGACUUGUGCUCGCGACGACUCUCAGAGCCUCGCACGCUCACACGCUGCCUCCAAGCAGACAACUCUGCCUGGAGCUGACAUCGGCGACUAUCUGAACAUCGCUAUGAGCUCGCUGGUGGAAAGCGUCUCGAGAGCGAUCAGCCCGAUCUUGACCAAUGACGUCGACAAGCAGCAGCCGAGGAAGCAUCCCGAUCUCAGACUAGACAUGUCAGAAGCAAGCUCGCCCGAAGACACGCCCAGCCAACGCCAUGCCGAAGCGCCUGUAAGACCCGACGCUCCCUUGUUGCCGAGCUUCACGGCCGGCGGGAGACGCAAGUCAGCUCUGCGAUUGUCGACGCCUCCCUCUCCGCACAGCUCCAGCCUGCCGUCUCCGGUGGGGAAGAAAUCGAUCCGCUUCAUGGACGACCAAGCCCCGCAAGCCCCGCAAGCUCCAAGGUCCCCCAUAUCGUCUGCGAGCUCAGCGUGUGCCGAGUCCCGUGCAUCAGACCAGCGCAUUGCGCGGUAUGGGGCACCGCAGCCUUGUAAAGCAGACAAGAGCAGGAAGGCUAGGCAAGACCCUACGAUCGCCGCCAGCUCCAGCGCCGUCGCUGGUCAACGUCGGGCUGAGGCGGACGAGUGGUGGGCGAGGGUCAACUCGAGCGCGCAGCUGACACGAGAAGCCAAACAAGCAGUCCAGCUCCACGCUGACCAGGCGCGGAUGAGGUCUACGAAGAGUCGCUUGGCUGAUCAUCGAUCGUCUCUGAGCAUGCCAGACCGGCACCUGAUGGAGAUAGCGAUGCAGAGUGGGAGGCGAUAUAGCGAUACAGCAUUCUUGCACUGA